Messenger RNA from Closterium sp. Yama58-4, 678 nucleotides. The record is from the annotation of a GenBank genome assembly. NCBI's taxonomy places the organism in Eukaryota, Viridiplantae, Streptophyta, Zygnematophyceae, Desmidiales, Closteriaceae.
AUGGGCACGGGACUGACGCUGUACGGCCACGUGCACUCGCCGUUCGUGCGUCGCGUGUUGCUGACGCUCUAUGAGAUGGGCGUCGAGGAUUUCGAGUUCAAGGUGGUGAGCACGAGCAAGGGCGACAACAAGACGCCCGAGUACCUCGCCAUGAAUCCGUUCGGCAAGAUGCCAGUGCUGGACGACAACGGCCACUACCUGUAUGAGUCGCGCGCCAUCAUGCGUUACAUAGCGGACAAGUACGCCGAGGGCAAGCCCAACCUGGUGGGGGCGGACGUGUGGGAGCGCGCAGAGGUGAGCCAGUGGACGGACGUGGAGGCGCACAGCGUCACGGAGCAGGUGGCAGUGGUGGUGGAGGAGAACUUUCUUAAGCCGCUCAUGGGCAAAGGGGAGCCCGACAAGGCGCGCGCUGACGCUGCGAUUGACAAGCUGGCGCGGCUGUUUGACAUCUACGAGAAGCACCUGGAGGGGCGCCAGUACCUGGUGGGGGGGCGGUGCACGCUGGCGGACCUCACCCACCUGCCCUACACCGAGGUGCUCUUCCAUGCCGGCGCCGGUGACCUCAUCACGUCACGCCCCAACGUGGCGCGGUGGUGGCAGCGCAUCUCGUCUAGGCCCGCGUGGAAGAAGGUGCAACAGCUCGAAGCUAUCCCGCACCUGCCGCCCACCCCCGCCUGA